GCGACCCCAUUUGGUUAGGUAGUUCCUGUCCCCUGCGUCUUCGUCUCACCACCCCACCACCAGCUCGCCGGGAACUCUCGCCGGAGCCCGUUUCCGGCGAACUCCGGCGAGCCCUCUCGGACGCGGAGCGGGAGGAGGCGGGGGCACCUCUGGGAAUGCAGGGCAGCGGACAGAGCUGGGUCGUCGUUGCUGCUGCUGCUGUUGCAUUCCUCUAGGGUUAGGUAGCUGUUGUAGCUUUCUCCAUUUUUCUCCUCCUCCCUCUCGCCGCGUGAGGGGGGUCCCUGUCGCCGCCGUCACAUUGGGCUGCGGGGGCUUUGUUUGGGCGGCGUGAUCCGCCGUCUUCGAGCUCCGAGGGGCGGUCGCGACUCAUGGGAGCAUCUGUCCCGCCUGUCACUGCAACUUGCAAAUUCGUGCGGAGUUUUUGGCUCUGAAGAGGUUGAGGUGGCUGCGGGCGCCGAUCUGGAUGCCAUCUCAGGUCAUGGAUCAGAGGCACCAAUUGUCCCAGUACAGGAAUCCCAUCGUGACAGCUUCCUCCUUCAGCGAUGAGCUUCUCCUCCCCACAGAGAGGCAAAUUGGAUUUUGGAAGCCGGAAUCCAUACCCCAUAACAUGGGAAGCAAGUCGGUUGCAUCGUCUCCACUGGAAAAGCCUCAACCAAUUGGGACCAAGAUAGCAGGUCGACUAGAGCUUAUUCAACAAUAUGAUCCGAAGGAUCAGAAAACUGCAUACAGUCUCGAGCACAAGCCGUUCGGUCAAGAGAGGCAUGCAAACCUGCCACCAUCUCCUUGGAGACCUCAGCAAAAUCCUAGUUCCCAAUCUGCUUCAUCCUUAAAGGCGACACCUUUACUAUUUCGUGAUGAGAGAAGGACUACUACAAAUGAGGUCUACAACGAGAAUGGGCUUUUCUCGAGCUCGCUUUCUGACAUUUUUGACAAGAAACUGAGAUUAACAACCAAUAAUGCUCUUGUCGGAAAGCCAAUUCAAAAGGUUGAUCUAAACCAUGUCGAUGAUGAGCCGUUUGAGUUGACUGAGGAAAUUGAGGCCCAAAUUAUUGGAAAUCUGCUUCCUGAUGACGACGAACUGUUAUCAGGUGUUCUCGAUGAAGUUGGGUACGCAGCCCAUACUAACAAUGGGGAGGAUGUUGAUGAUGAUAUAUUCUACACUGGAGGCGGGAUGGAACUCGAAACUGAUGAAAGUAAAAAGUUGCAAGAACUUACCGGUGGAGCUAACGACGGAUUUGGUUUUUUGAAUGGUGCAUUGAAUGGUGAACAUCCACAUGGGGAACACCCUUCCAGAACCCUUUUUGUUCGGAACAUUAAUAGCAAUGUUGAGGACUCUGAAUUGAAGCUCAUAUUUGAGCAUUAUGGAGAUAUCCGCACCCUUUACACUGCAUGCAAACAUCGAGGUUUUGUGAUGAUAUCUUACUAUGACAUAAGGUCUGCACGAAAUGCUAUGAGGGCACUUCAAAACAAGCCUCUCAGACGUAGAAAACUUGACAUACAUUACUCCAUUCCCAAGGACAAUCCUUCGGAGAAGGACGUUAACCAGGGAACUCUUGUUGUGUUUAAUGUUGAUCCAUCUGUAACAAAUGACGAUCUUCGUCGGAUAUUUGGUGGCUAUGGUGAAAUCAAGGAGAUUCGUGAUACUACACAAAAGGGUCAUCACAAAAUAAUUGAAUUUUAUGAUAUCAGAGGAGCCGAAAGUGCAUUACGUGCUUUAAAUCGGAAUGAUAUCGCAGGCAAGAAAAUCAAAUUGGAGAGCAGCCAUCUGGGUGGUACUAGACGCUUGAUGCAGCAUCUGUCUCCAGAAUUAGGGCAGGAAGAGUUUGGUGUAUACAAACUGGGGAGUCCAAGCACAAGUAGCCCUUCAAUGGCUUCUUUUGGUUCAUCUAAUUUGGCAACACUCACCUCCACUGGCUUUGAAAAUGGGAGUAUGGGUAUGCUUUCUGGAAUUCAGACAUCAAUGAGCUCAUUCAGGGAUGCAUCAUUUCCAGGCCUAUCCUCUACCAUACCACAAAGUUUAUCCUCUCCCGUUGGAAUUACAUCUGGUGUAAAUAAGGCUACCCUUGGUGAGCUUAGCCACUCACUUGGUCGGAUGAAUGGGCACAUGAAUUAUGGUUUCCAAGGCAUGGGUGGAUUAACUAAUGGUAGCCCUUACAACACCAUGACACCAAUUGGCGUUGAUAGUAAUUCAAGAGUAGCUGAAGCGGUGGACAGCAGGCACCUCCAUAAAGUGGGCUCUGGUAACCACAAUGGACAUCCAUUUGAUCGUGCUGAAGGAGCUCCUGGGUUUUCAAGAAGUGGAAGCCUCCCUCUCCGUGGUCAACAUUUAAUGUGGAACAAUUCAAAUAACUUCCAUCAUCACCCCAAUUCUCCUGUGCUGUGGCCAAACCCAAACCCGGCAUCAUUUGUAAAUAAUGUUCCAUCUCGACCGCCUGCACAAAUGCAUGGAUUACCAAGAGCACCAGCACACAUGCUUGAGAAUGCCCCUCCCAUGCAUCAUCACCAUGUUGGAUCUGCACCAGCAAUCAAUCCGUCAGUUUGGGAUAGGCGGCAUGGGUAUGCAGGAGAUUUGACAGAAGCACAAAGUUUCCAUCCUGGUAGUGUUGGGAGCAUAGGGUUUCCUGGUAGUCCUCAGCUUCACUCAGUGGAGCUUAAUAACAUAUUUUCCCCAAAUGGAGGAAGUUGUAUGGAUCCAGCUGUGUCUCCUGCACAGAUAGGCGCACCUUCUCCUCAGCAGAGGGGUAUGUUCCAUGGAAGGAACCCUAUGGUACCACAUCCAUUGUUUGAUUCACCUGGUGAGCGGAUGAGGAACCGAAGAAAUGACACAAGUGCUAAUCAGUCCGAUAAUAAAAGGCAAUAUGAGCUUGAUGUUGACUGUAUUCUGCGUGGUGAAGACUCUCGGACUACACUGAUGAUAAAGAAUAUCCCAAACAAGUACACCUCAAAGAUGCUUUUAACUGCUAUUGAUGAAAAUCAUAAAGGAACUUAUGAUUUUAUUUACCUGCCUAUUGACUUCAAGAAUAAAUGCAAUGUUGGCUAUGCUUUUAUCAAUAUGACCAAUCCUCAGCACAUCGUUCCGUUUUAUCAGACUUUCAAUGGUAAAAAGUGGGAAAAAUUUAACAGUGAGAAGGUAGCAUCACUUGCUUAUGCCAGAAUUCAAGGGAAACUAGCUCUGAUUGCUCAUUUCCAGAACUCCAGUUUGAUGAAUGAGGACAAGCGCUGCCGCCCCAUCCUCUUCCAUUCAAAUGGCCCUAAUGCAGGGGAUCAGGAACCAUUCCCUAUGGGUGCAAACAUCCGAGCCAGGUCAGGGAGAGCUCGGACUUCCUCUGGCGAAGAAAACCACCAAGAAAUCUCAUCAACCUUGGCCAGUUGUGACACUUCUUCCAACGGAGCUGACACUUCAGGCCCCACCAAGGACACCGAGUAAUCCAAUUGCUUCGCACUUGAUCGCUAACCAUAAGACCCAAGACUAUAACUUCUGCAACCCCAUUUCCAGUUCCCAGUUCCCUUUUCCCUUUUUCGUUUUGGUUUCUUUGGUAUGCCCCCUGAUCUGUAUUUAUUAACUUUGAUGAUGCGGGCCACCAAAGAUUUUUGCUAGAUUGCUGCAAAAUUUUGUCCCUGAUGGGAAGCAUGGAGACACACAGAGAGAGGGUGGUUCCAGUUUCCUUUGUACCUACCAGUAUGCAUAUUAACUGAAGGCUCAGAAAGGUAAAGAAAGAGGCGCAGGGCGAGCUUCCAGAUUUUGGUCACUGUAAGAAUCUAUUAACCCCAAGUUGUACAGCAGUAACCGUGCUGAGGGGAGAGAGCAAAGGAGACAUUUACAUCAGUUUUUAGUGGUGAUGUGUGGAGCGGAAGCCUGGUCUGCAAUUUCUUUUGUAACCUCUUCUGGUGUCUUCUGUGUUCCAUUUUGAGUUGAGGGCUCCUCUUAAGUUGUGUGCGGAGAAGUUCGAUUUUGUCACCGGACAGGGCACUUGUGCCCCAAUCCUGCUGGUCUUGUAACUUCUCACCGUCUUUGCUAAGUUCAUAUGUACAUCUUCACCCUCCAUAUAGUAUAAGUUUGUGUGCUCUGUUUAUGCCCUGAU
Molecule: messenger RNA, 4082 nt
Organism: Brachypodium distachyon (stiff brome)
Lineage: Eukaryota; Viridiplantae; Streptophyta; Magnoliopsida; Poales; Poaceae
Product: protein MEI2-like 4
Exons: 15
Coding region: 464-3427 (987 amino acids)
Molecular function (GO): RNA binding
Source: RefSeq, a predicted model, not a curated record